AGAGAGAGAGAGAGAGAGAGAGAGAGACUACGUCAUAUAUACAUACCAGAGUUCCUAUUCGAAUCAUUAGCAAAAAUGAGGAUUCUAUUCUCCCAAAUAAAUUUUUGCUGUAGGAAAUGCAGACCUCCAAAAUUCUCAACUCCAAUUGGCUUCGUGGAAAUCUGAUCCAGUGAUUGAACCUACAAACUUCUACUUCUGAGCUGGGAUCUCGUUGCAAGUUUCUGUGUUUUUCUUUUUUGAUUUUUUUUUUUUUGGUAUUUGGGUUGGACCCCACUGGCGCACCAUCUUUGGAAAGAAGAGUCUGGUUCUUGCGUUCUCCUAAGGUCGUUAUCGACCCAUAGCCAUGGCUGCUUCGUCUCUCCAGCUCCAACGCUUAUUCUCCAUCCUCUUCCCCUCGAAACCACCAACCACUACCGCACGACCACCACCCUCGGAUCUCCAUCUUCCCAAGAAGCCCACAUCUGGGUGGGUCCCCCUAGUGGCCACCCGGGACCCCAUAAUUUCCACUCCUCCUUCAACCUACGAUUACGACGUCAUCCCCACACUGUACCCUGCACUCGCGCACUCGAACACCCUUUUCUUCAAAUCUUCGUACAACGUCCAAAUCAUAGUGGGUGAGAAGGAGCCCGAAGAUAUAUUGUUGAAUCGGUUCAGGAGGGAGGUCUUGAAGGCAGGCGUGAUUCAAGAGUGUAAACGGAGGAUGUUUUUUGAGAACAAGCAGGACAAGAAGAAGAGAAAGGCACGUCAGGCUGCCAGAAGGAACCGAAAGAGGCGCCCACAACCAAGGGAUCUGACGCAGGCUAAACAGGAAACCCCUAGGAAGAAAAAGAUCGAGGAAGAAGAUGAUAACUGGGAAGAUUAUGAAGUAAAUCUUCCAUACUGUUGAUGCCAGAUAACGAUAUCAAUGAAGACUGAAGCUUUUUAAGAGGCGUUCGUUUUUUACUCCAUGAAUGUUCAGGAAAGUGCUUUUGUCAAGCUGCUUGUAGUUCAACCUUACGUAAACUUUUAUAUUGUGUCUAUUUGGUGUGCGGAAGGAGAAUUUUCUAUCCUGUUGAUAUGAAGUAAAUAAAUCUUCCAUACUGUUGAUGCCAGAUGACAAUGAAGAAUGAAGUUUUCGAAGAUUCUUUGGUUUUGGCUCCAUUAAUGUUCAGGAGAGUGCUUUUGAGAAGCUGCUUAUAGUUCAACCAGUUGUUAUGUAUACUUUUUACAAAAAUUAUAUGCGAAAUCAUUUUUGCGCAUUUCAUUAA
Molecule: messenger RNA, 1247 nt
Organism: Carya illinoinensis
Lineage: Eukaryota; Viridiplantae; Streptophyta; Magnoliopsida; Fagales; Juglandaceae
Product: 30S ribosomal protein S21, chloroplastic
Exons: 2
Coding region: 344-886 (180 amino acids)
Biological process (GO): translation
Cellular component (GO): ribosome
Molecular function (GO): structural constituent of ribosome
Source: RefSeq, a predicted model, not a curated record